This is a messenger RNA of Armigeres subalbatus, 701 nucleotides long. RefSeq lists its product as uncharacterized. The transcript is spliced from 2 exons. Lineage: Eukaryota; Metazoa; Arthropoda; Insecta; Diptera; Culicidae. The annotation marks the transcript as partial. The record is from RefSeq and is a predicted model, not a curated record.
AAACCCGAUCACAGGAGCCGUUGUCUCCCAUCUUCGGAGAAUUUUCCUCAUUCUAGUGUCACUUGUCAAGCUGUCAAGAUGGAAAAACUUAACCUCUUCUGCAAGCUCACCUGUCUGGCCUUGAUCGUGGCAGCGACCGUUCAGCUGAUUUCUGCAAGCCCUCUCCAUGAAGCCGAAGAUCCGAUCAGCGUUCCAAGCAUCCAGUUCCAAAGCAAGGCGAGCGAGGACCUCUGCAUUGCCUACCAGCUGAAUGGAAAGAUGUUCAUCGCACUGACCCGUUGCCUAGGCGCUGAAGCGAGCAACAUCAAUCAAAUCACCGAUCUGAACGUGGUCGGCCAAGGAAAGCAGACGGUACAAACUUUCGCCCUGCAACCGGCCGGAACGGAUUCCGUUGGGGACAUUGCCGUAAUCAUGUACACCGGUGCCGUUAGCGGCGGAGAGCUGCCCCAGGAAACGGAUGGCGGACUGUUCGAAAAAUUCGGACUGCGCAGCCAUGUUCGCUUUGUUCGUCGCCGUCAGGAUGCAGCGCCCCCAGCGGACGCUGGAAAUGCUACCGAUAGUGCCACCUUGGCAGGCAAGAACGCACAGCUGAUUGGUGCUGCCCUUACCUUUGUGGGAUCCGUUUUGCUGAUGUCUUAGAAUAUAUUUAAUAUGGUUUCAAUUAAUUGAAAAUAAAACACCGAUUUAGUCAAUCACAUUCA